CGUUCUGUCCGGACAUACUAGAUGGAUUCAGUGGACUGAGGCAGGCGUAGCGCUCCCCAAGCACACCGGGUUUUCCUCCAAAUAGGAAUACAACAAGGCUCUUUUUCUUGUGUGUGUUUUGCUUGCCGCCUUCUCAAAUGGAUAUCGGUUGUUUCACGGCGGCGCAGCGUCUGUCGUGCCACGCCAUGAAUGCGGAUUUAACCAACAAGCCCUCCGCUGAGGGAGCCCAGCAAGCCGGCGCUCCGGUGGCCAAAGCCGGCCGCUCGAAAUCGGAGUCUGCCAAACCGGAGUUGGCGCAGGUGGUGACCGACGUCAGGACGGGACGGUCGUACAGCAAAGGGAAGCUUUUGGGAAAGGGUGGCUUCGCGCGAUGCUACGAGAUGACGGACCUGUCGAACAACAAAAUGUUUGCCGUCAAGGUGAUACCACAGAGCAGAGUGUCCAAACCGCACCAGAGGGAGAAGAUCACCAAUGAGAUUGAAUUGCACAAAACCUUGUCUCACAAGCACGUGGUGAAAUUCUCUCACCAUUUCGAGGACCAGGAUAACAUCUAUAUAUUUCUCGAGCUCUGCAGUCGCAAGUCACUGGCGCACAUUUGGAAGGCGAGACACACACUGACGGAGCCCGAAGUGCGAUAUUACCUCAAGCAGAUCAUAUCGGGCCUCAAAUACCUCCACAGCAGAGGCAUCCUGCACAGAGAUCUCAAACUAGGCAACUUCUUUGUGAAUGAAAACAUGGAACUGCGACUGGGAGACUUUGGCCUAGCCGCCAAGCUGGAAACUGUUGAGCAGAGGAAAAAAACCAUCUGUGGAACCCCCAACUACUUGGCCCCCGAGGUACUCAACAGGCAGGGCCACGGCACAGAGUCGGACGUUUGGUCCCUCGGAUGUGUCAUGUACACACUGAUGUGCGGCAACCCCCCCUUUGAGACUCUUGACCUGAAAGAGACGUACAAAUGCAUCAAGGAGGUUCGGUACAACCUGCCCUCGGGGCUCUCGCCCGCCGCGCAGAAACUCAUCUCCAGCAUCCUGCAGAAAAGCCCCAGCGACAGACUCGGCCUGGAUCAAAUUCUCAACCAUGAAUUCUUCACCAAAGGUUUCACUCCCGACAAACUGCCCCCCAACAGCUGCGUAACGGUGCCCGAGCUCCAUCCCCCCAGCCCGGCCAAGAAAUUCUUCACCAAAGUGGCCAAGAGUCUCUUUGGCAAGAAAAAAGCGAAAGCGGAGAAGGCGCCUUGUGAGGAGAAGGAGGACAAAGAUAUUUCCAAGCUGGUGUCGGGCAUCGUCAAGUGCUCCAUCAACCGCCAGAUCAGCUACAAAACCGUCGGCCCAAAUGAGGUGGCCACGCCCACCGCUCAGCUGCUCAACUCGGUGCCUUUGGAGCAGACCCCUGCUGAGGAGGAAUCCAGGAAGUCCAUCUCGCGCUCCUUCAAAGGCACCAUGGCCAGCAGCUCUGAACCUUGCGAGGAUGUCGUCACGCCUUCCUUUGUGGCUGAAUCUGCCAUGAAGGUUCUCACUGGCUGCUUGGCCACCAUGCCUGCAGCCACAAGAAACCCACCGUGCCUGUCCAGGCCCCAAUCCUUCCUGUGGGUCACCAAAUGGGUAGACUAUUCCAACAAAUACGGUUUUGGCUACCAGCUGUCAGACCAAAGCAUCGGGGUGCUCUUCAACGAGGGCACACACCUCAGCCUCUGUGACCAACGCAAGACGGUCCACUACUGCUUGACCAACAACAAGCACUUUAGCUUCCCUGCCAGCUCGCUACCGGAGCAGCUUCGGAACCAGAAACAAAUUGUCGAGCUCAUGGCCAAUUACAUGGAACAAAAUCUCAUGGAGGGUGGUGAUAUUCACUGUCAUGAACCAGUUCCCGGUCCCCCUCCUCUGCUGCUGCAGUGGGUGAAGACGGACCACGCGCUCGUCAUGCUCUUCAACAACGGAACGCUGCAGGUGAACUUCUACACCGACCAUACGAAGAUCAUCCUGUCCAAGUCUUUGGAUUCGUACCUGCUGACCUACAUCAGCCGCGAGCGCGUCUCCUACACGUACCUCUUCAGCAUGCUGAGCGAAAUGGGCUGCACGGCGGAGCUGCGGCACCGCCUCAGAUACGUCCUCCAUCUCCUGCAGCACCACGCCGACGCCUGAGAAGAAGAAGAGGAUGAAGAAGGGGGA
Messenger RNA from Hippocampus zosterae (dwarf seahorse), 2168 nucleotides. RefSeq names its product polo-like kinase 3 (Drosophila) (gene plk3). NCBI's taxonomy places the organism in Eukaryota, Metazoa, Chordata, Actinopteri, Syngnathiformes, Syngnathidae. Gene Ontology annotation, cellular component: nucleus; spindle pole; centrosome. The record is from RefSeq and is a predicted model, not a curated record. The transcript is spliced from 15 exons. Gene Ontology annotation, biological process: Golgi disassembly; DNA damage response; mitotic G1/S transition checkpoint signaling. Bases 138 to 2141 code for a protein of 667 amino acids. Gene Ontology annotation, molecular function: protein serine/threonine kinase activity; protein binding; ATP binding.